Molecule: messenger RNA, 1098 nt
Organism: Penicillium verhagenii
Lineage: Eukaryota; Fungi; Ascomycota; Eurotiomycetes; Eurotiales; Aspergillaceae
Exons: 1
Coding region: 1-1098 (365 amino acids)
Cellular component (GO): cytoplasm
Source: RefSeq, a predicted model, not a curated record
AUGGCACCGAUUCCUAUAACAAUCGUCACGGGCUUCCUCGGCUCAGGAAAAACCACUCUCCUCCUAAACCUCCUCCCCCAACUCCCACCAACCUACAAGCUUGCCCUGCUCAAAAACGAAUUCGGCGACCUAGCAGUCGACUCCCAACUCGCCUCCACUCAGGCCAUCUCCGGCGUCCGCGAACUCCUCAAUGGCUGCAUAUGCUGCAAUCUAGUCGGCCAACUAAGCGACGCCCUCGACCAACUCCAAACCGAGGUCUCGCCCGACCGCAUCGUCAUUGAGACCAGCGGUAGCGCAUUCCCCGCUACACUGGCUAUGGAGGUGAACCGGCUUGCGCGCGAAGAGGGAGGCAACUUCGUGUUGGAUGGAGUGAUCAGUGUGAUUGAUGUUGAGAAUUGGGAGGGGUAUGAGGAUACGAGCUAUACGGCGCAGAUCCAGGCGAAGUAUACGGAUUUGAUCGUGUUUAAUAAGUGGGAGGAUUGUGGGGAGAUGCGGUUCGAUGUCUGUUUGGAUCGAGUGGGUGAUUUGGGAAUCGAGACGCCUUGGGUUAAGUCUGAGAAGGGGCGGGUUGACAAGGAGGUCUUGCUGGGGAUUGAUGGGGCUUUGUUUGCGGAGGAGGGGCUUGAUGAUGGGCAUGAUCACGGGCAUGCUCAUGGGGAUGACAAGCAUAAGCAUGAUCAUCAAUCUGAGGUUGAGGUCUUGUCUGUUAUGUUGAAAGCGGAGGGCUCGAAGAUGGUGGAUGUGCAGGCUCUGGAGGGCUUGCUUUCUUCUGCGCAGCGGGAGGAGGUCUAUCGAAUCAAGGGUAUUGUUCGAUGCUCUUCCUUGACGCCGUUGGGAGAGACUUCGGAUGAUCUUGAUGGGUCUAGGCAGAAGAGUGAUGAGCCGGGGAGCCGAUACUACAUUCUUAACUGGGCGUUUGGUCGGUGGACUUGUACGCCGUCGACUGUGGUAGCAGAGUCUGCGGAUGAGAAUGUGGUUGCCCGCCUGACAUUUAUUCUGGCUCGCUAUGAGUCUGCAAAGUGGAAGAAGAAGCUCGAGGCUGGUGGUUUGGUGCAGGCUGACGCUGGUGCGGAGUUGACUGUGGAGCGAUUGGUUUGA